Chanos chanos (milkfish) is the source of this 1723-nucleotide messenger RNA. RefSeq names its product prolyl 4-hydroxylase subunit alpha-3-like. The record is from RefSeq and is a predicted model, not a curated record. Gene Ontology annotation, molecular function: iron ion binding; procollagen-proline 4-dioxygenase activity; protein binding. NCBI's taxonomy places the organism in Eukaryota, Metazoa, Chordata, Actinopteri, Gonorynchiformes, Chanidae. Bases 1 to 1620 code for a protein of 539 amino acids. Gene Ontology annotation, cellular component: endoplasmic reticulum. Gene Ontology annotation, biological process: peptidyl-proline hydroxylation to 4-hydroxy-L-proline. The transcript has 13 exons.
AUGUCGACAUGUUUUAGCUUAAUCUCAGUUUUGUGCGCAAUAAAUGUAGGGAUAUCAUUCGGUGAAAUGUAUACAUCCAUGAUGAAUGUGAAGCAAGCGAUACUAGCCGAAAAAGAACUCACCGAAGCCUUAAAAGCUUACAUUGAGCGCGAAACCCAAAGACUUGAUGACAUUAAAAGGUUUUAUUUGCGGGUGUUAAAUUUGCACAACGGAGUUUAUAAUCAACUAUCAACAGCAACGUCAAACCCCUUGGUGGCAUUCACGCUGGUUAAGAGACUACAGUCUGAGUGGUUGAAUGUCGUGUACAGCAAUGAAGCUCAAGACAACACACAAGACCUAAAAUCUGAUUAUGAGAGGAUGAAGGGCAGUCUACCUACACUGGAGGAUCUACAGGGAGCAGCCCAGGGGUUGAUGAGGUUACAGGAUGUGUAUGCUCUGCAUGUAAAGGGACUUGUGAGAGGUCAGUUCCAGAGGAUCACAGAUGGCAAAACCGUCAACAUUUACAAACCGUCUGUGUCCAUGUCUCUCUCAGGGGAUGACUGCUUCCUGAUUGGCAAGGUAGCUUAUGAUGUUGAAGAUUACUACCAUUCUGUGCAGUGGCUGGAGGAAGCAGUUCGGCUGUUCCGCGGAAUAGAGUGGAGUCCAGAACACGAAGGCACAUUAGAAGACGCUUUAGAUCACUUAGCCUUCUCACAUUUCAUGACUGGAAACAUCUCAUAUGCACUCAGUCUCUCGCGAGAGCUUCUACAUCAUGAUCCCAUGAACAAACGAGUCCUACUGAACGUGAAGAAGUACGAGAAGAUUCUCGUUGAAAAUCCGUCCGUGGGCAGUUCAGAGACUGUUCUGAGCAGACCCAGCUCCACCUAUCUGAGAACAAGGAACAUGUAUGAGAGGCUGUGCCAAACACAAGGAUCUCAGCCGAGGCAUUAUGAGAACCCUGAGCUGUUCUGUGACUACUUCACCAAUGACAACCCUGGUCUGCUCCUUCAGCCAAUGAAACGAGAAGUUGUCAGUUUGCAGCCUUAUGUGGUUCUGUUCCACAGUUUCAUCACAGAUGUUGAAGCCCAGAGCAUCAGGGACCUUGCCCUACCAGGGCUAAGGAGAUCGGUUGUUGCAUCAGGAGAGAAACAGGCCACCGCAGAUUAUCGCAUCAGUAAGAGUGCAUGGCUGAAAGGAACAGCACACAACACCAUAGGAAAGCUGGACCGGAGAAUCACUAUGCUCACAGGGCUAAAUGUGCAGCCUCCAUAUGGGGAACACCUCCAGGUGGUUAACUAUGGCAUUGGAGGUCACUAUGAGCCUCACUUUGAUCAUGCCACAUCAGAAUCUAGUCCACUAUAUAGCCUCAAAACUGGAAAUCGAGUGGCUACGUUUAUGAUAUAUCUCAGUUCUGUUGAAGCAGGCGGGUCCACGGCCUUCAUCUAUGCCAAUUUCAGUGUGCCGGUGGAGAAGAAUGGCGCCCUCUUCUGGUGGAACCUUCACCGGAAUGGCCAAGGGAACGGAGACACACUGCAUGCGGGCUGUCCAGUGCUUGUUGGAGAUAAAUGGGUGGCCAACAAGUGGGUCCAUGAAUAUGGGCAGGAGUUCCAGCGGCGUUGCAGUCGUAAUCCUGAAGAGUGAACUCGGGGUGGGGGGAUGAGAGCAGUGCUCAGGACCGUUUGGAGUACAAGAGCCAGGCUCCACAAUGGAGCAGUGCCGACAGAGAUGGAGGGGGCUAGCAAGA